Messenger RNA from Cavenderia fasciculata, 414 nucleotides. RefSeq lists its product as uncharacterized. The coding region runs from base 1 to 414 and encodes 137 amino acids. The record is from RefSeq and is a predicted model, not a curated record. The transcript is spliced from 2 exons. Lineage: Eukaryota; Evosea; Eumycetozoa; Acytosteliales; Cavenderiaceae.
AUGUUUGAUUUAUUUAAAAAGAAUAAUAAUAAACAAAAAUCAUACUCUUCAAAAUGGAAUGAGAGUGAAAUAUUAAAUGGAAAAUCUGAACAUAGAUUCAAAGCAAAAUAUGAAAACCAAUCAGUUUUAAUUAUAUUAAAUGAAUUGGGUUUAGAAGUUGUAAAUGAUUCAACAAAUAAAUCAUUUAUGGAAUUUCAAUUGGGAGAUAUUAAAACAUUUGGAUGUAGAACAACCAAUUCAAUUUGGGAGAUUGAAGUUAGAGAAGAAGCCAAUAGAUUCAAUAUUUACAAAUUUCACAAUGUCAAUGGUAGACAUUUGAAUUGUAUCACUUCCAAUUUCCUUCAAAACCUUAAAUUUGAAAGAAUGAUAGAGGUUGAAGCUGUCAAAACUCACAAAUUAUCACCUUCUAUUUAA